This is a messenger RNA of Mytilus trossulus (common blue mussel), 1881 nucleotides long. Its product is annotated as DNA ligase 1-like. Gene Ontology annotation, molecular function: GTP binding. Lineage: Eukaryota; Metazoa; Mollusca; Bivalvia; Mytilida; Mytilidae. The record is from RefSeq and is a predicted model, not a curated record. Bases 1 to 1881 code for a protein of 626 amino acids. The transcript has 7 exons.
AUGGAAUCAGGGGGAAUACAGUUAUUAUAUGAGACAGGACGAGGUGUAUUCUUAAUCGGAUAUGAGUCAAUAGAAGUACCACCUCCAAAACCAGCCAGCCUAAAAUUACAAGCAACUCCUUUACGAUAUGAAUCCCGUGAACUUUCUCAAGCUGCAUAUAGAAAUUCUGAAGUUCAUGAGGAGCCAAAAACAACAAACAAUAUAACAGAUAGAGGUGCAAUAAAAAUUGCUGAACCUGAACAUGUUUAUAGUUAUACAACAGGUUCUAAAGUUAGGUGUGCAGAACCAAUGUCAAAAGAAAGACGCAAACCAACUGAACGCAGAGUUUUAGAUAUUUCAGAAACUCCUAUGCGACAAUCACAAUCAACUAGACAUCCACUAUCAAAAUUUGAAGAUAAAACACGCGCUGACAAUGAAGAAGGAACAGAAAAUAUGGCCAACCUCUAUGGUAUACGGGAACAAAAUGAGAUCAGAUUAGUCAUGGUAGGCAAGACAGGAUCUGGAAAGAGCGCAACCGGAAAUACAAUCAUGACAAAAGUUAACCAUUUUGUAUCAAAAUUAUCAGGAGGAUCCGUCACAAAUGAAUGUAAGAGAGGUGAAUGUAGCCAAGCAGGACGUAAGAUAGUGGUAAUUGAUACACCCGGUUUAUUUGAUACGAAAACUCCUCGGGACCAGAUAUCCAAGGAGAUAAUAAAUUGUGUACAUAUGUCCUCACCAGGUCCACAUGUAUUUCUUCUUGUUGUUCAGAUAGAUAGGUUCACAGAAGAAGAAAUUGAAACGUUUAAUCGUCUCUUUGACCUAUUUGGGGAAGAAAUGGGAAGAUUUGCCAUCAUUACUUUUACUAAGCUUGAUGACAUAGAAAAAGGCAACACCACUGUUGAGUCAUACAUAGAUGAGGGUCCAGAUACAAUGAAGGAAUUCUUAAAACGUUGUCAUGGUCGAUAUAUUGCAUUUGAUAACAACGCAUCUGCGAAAAACAAAACAGCGAAAAUCCAAAGAGAAAAAGAGAAAGCAUAUCAAGAGAUCAAAAGAAUGAAAGAAGAAAUGGAAACAAUUGACAAGGAACAUAAUGCUGAACUAUACAGAACUAAAAAGAAAAAGAAAGAAGAAAAGGAAAAACAGGCAAAUGCCAUAGAAGAAAAGGAAAGAUAUCAAAUGAAGGUUCUCCAAAGCAUACAAGAACAACAAAUUGAAAUGAAUCGCAAAUACCAUGAAACGGAACAGCAGAAGGAGUUGCAACUUUCGAAAGCAGCAGAACAACACAGCAAAAUAAUGGAGGCAGAGAUCAAACGAAUAGUUGACGGUAAUAACCAGAAAUACAAUGAAAUGAGGAUAACAAUGGAUGCAAAAGAUAGAGCUAAUGAAAAACUUCAAGAUCAAAUGGCACAACAAAAUGCAUCAAUGCAACAAUUUAUGCGUGAAAGUGAUCAAAGAAAUAAAGAGUUACUUAAACAACAGGCAGAGAACAUAAGACAAAUGGCGGAUGAAAAAAGAAAAGCAGAGGAAACUCUUAAAACGCAUUUGGAGGAACAGAAGAAAUCUAUGGAUGAUAAAACGAAAACAGUUUUACAAGACCAAAUGGAGAAGGAUAGACGACAACGGGAAGAGUUCCAGGCAGCAACUCUUAAAGCUAAUGAUAUCAAUCAGGCAAGAAUGGAAAGACAGAAUGCAUUGAUGCAAAAUAAAAUGCGUGAAAAGGAACAGGACUUCCUCAAACAGCAAGAAAACCAAAAAAUUGCAAUAGAGGCAAAGACGCAAGCGGUGUUACAAAAACAAAAAGAGAGAGAUGAAAAACAAAGCAAAGAGUUCGCGGAAUUAAAACGACAAAAUGAGGACAUGCGUGAAAAGUUGGAUAAAGACGAUCGAUGUUUGAUAUCAUAA